UGGGAGAGAGUGGGGGAAUGGCGUGUGAGGAAAGGGGCCGCCGACUGGAGUCAAAUUCAGGACACCCGCCAUGUGAGGCCCUGGUCUGUCACACCUGCAGAGGAGGGUUUGUAGGUCGAUGUUUCUUCAGAUCCACUGAGACCUGCAGUGACUCUCAGGACAGUUGCUUCUGGGGAAAACUGAAAUUCAACAACACCCGCUUGCCGAGCUGGGAGACUCGAGGCUGCAUGAACUCAACUGUCUGCAACCAAACUGAAGUGGGGACCCUGCUUUCUGUGGGGUACACAGUCACCAAAUCCUGCUGCAUGACCGACUGCUGCAACGGAGCCACGUCUGCACAACUUCCUCUCACAGCUGCUUUGGGUGCUGCCCUCUUGGCCAUGUGGGGCACCCAUAGUUUUUAAACCACGCACAGAUUCAUCAUGAAGGUGUUGUCUUUGAAUGCAGGCUUUGAUGCUCUCAUUAUUGUAGCUUCUUUGCCUUUUAAAGGGGGUUUUAUAGAUCGUAGAGAACGGAAAAAAGCUC
Molecule: messenger RNA, 525 nt
Organism: Notolabrus celidotus (New Zealand spotty)
Lineage: Eukaryota; Metazoa; Chordata; Actinopteri; Labriformes; Labridae
Product: protein Bouncer-like
Exons: 3
Coding region: 18-404 (128 amino acids)
Source: RefSeq, a predicted model, not a curated record